AGCACAUGCGUCACUCUGUGAGGUUUUCCAUAUAAAAUUAUUCCGACAUCCAAAACAAACAAGAACGUGGAUUGAAUUUAAACCCACGUACACGAUUUUAGAUUGAACAUGACCCUGAUUUGAUGAUUUACCCCUCAGUCGAUUUCUUUCAAGUAAAUUCAAUCCAGAACGACCAGUGAUUCCGACAUUCCAAGAUCAGAAGAACUAAGUCUUGAAGAACUUUCAACCUCUCUAUUAUACCUGUGUCGUUUUCAUUUCUUGCGCUUCUUCUUCUUCACGUAAAACCCUAACAAGAUUGGAUUCGUGUGUUCCGGGCGAUGUUUUUCGUCAGAGGGAAUUAAUCCCUUCCUUGAAGCCAUAUUUGAAUUCUUGGAGUUCGUUUGGUUCACUAUCUUUCAGGAGUUCUAUACAGAUAACCAGGUGUUCGCUUGAGCUUGGUGGGUUUGGUUUUCCUUUUGGGAAACAAGCAGCUUUUUCAACCCUGUUUUCAAAAUUUAAGCUUCUUUUGACUUGAUUCGAGAGAAAUUCGUAUUGGGUCACAAUGAAUGAUGCUCAGGGUAGUUCUAAUGCUCUGCCUCCUUUCAUCACGAAGACGUAUGAGAUGGUUGAUGAUCCUUCGACAGAUGCUAUAGUCUCAUGGAGUCAGAAUAAUAAGAGUUUCAUCGUGUGGAAUCCACCUGAAUUUUGUGGUGAAUUGCUUCCAAGAUUCUUCAAGCAUAACAAUUUCUCCAGUUUUAUCAGACAACUUAAUACUUAUGGUUUUCGGAAAAUUGAUCCUGAACUAUGGGAGUUUGCAAAUGAAGAUUUCAUCAAAGGUCAACCACAUCUAUUGAAAAACAUCCAUAGAAGAAAACCAGUUCAUAGUCAUUCCAUGCAAAAUCUCUCAAUCAAUGGACUACCUUCAUCUUCUCCUUUAACCGAAUCAGAAAAACAAAUAUACAAAGAAAAAAUCAAUAAUCUCCAAUACGAAAAAGAAUCACUAUCCAUACUUUUUCAAGAGCACCAACAAGAACAGAAGCAAAUCGAAUCAAAAGCACGCGAAUUAACAGAUCGUUUGAAACUCGCUGGAAAACACCAAAAGGAAAUCCUUUGUUAUUUAAACGAAUUAUUUCAGAAACCCGCGUCCGGGGACACAAAUGACAGAAAAAGAAGGUUGUCCAGUGAAAAUGAUGAGGGGCAAAUUUGUCAUUUUGAUAUCCCGCUUCGUGAAAGUAUAACCGUUGAUGCACUUUUGGGAUUGGAUAAUGAGUUAGUGGAGAAAUUGGAAUCAUCCCUUGUGUUGUGGGAGGGUGUAUUGAAAGAAGCUGAAGAUGAUUUUGAUGUGAACCGUGAAAAGGUUAAAACUGCCGCCAGUGAAGUCGCCGGAGAUGGGGUGGUGGUGGGUGUUAAUGAUGUGUUUUGGGAACAGUUUUUGACUGAGAAUCCGGGUGGUGAUAGAGAGAAGGGUGGCAAAGAGUUGGAUCAAUUUGGAAAGUUUUGGUGGAAUAUGAGGAGUGUGAAUAAUUUUGUUGAUCAAAUAGGGCAACUUACUCCACCAGGGAGAACUUGAUAAUGGUAGGUUAUUUUAGGGUUUGGUUAUCCUACGUGGUGGCGUGAUUGUAAAUUUGAGUGAGGGUUUUAGGGUUUUGUACCGGUUUCGAUGAGUUUUAGGCAUCGUUUGUUAUGCAGUACAUGACAUAUGACAGGACAGAACAAGACCAUAUUGUACUGCAUUUCGUGUGCAUUAGACUAGAACUGCGACAUUAGGUAUGACAUGUUGGCUUUGUACUGUAUUUGGCUUAUACUGAACUGAAACCGUGAGGAGUCUAUUGUCCAUGGGAUAAAGAUUGUAAUAAUUUCCCAUCAAGAGGUGGGAUAGACUUGAGGUGGGAUAGACUUGUUCUUGGUCUUUUGUGUGUGGAAAAGACGUGAAUGUCCUUGUCAUUCUUGUCUUGUAAAUAGUUAUGAUAAACUUGUCUAGUCCAGUUCAAUUCAAUUUAGUCAGUAAAAACCGAGGAUGUAGACUAGUGUGUUUUGCUUGGUAUCUUUUACCAUCCUUUUAAGUUGUAUAAAAGUGGGUGUUGAACUUAGUGUGGGGUC
This is a messenger RNA of Lactuca virosa, 2079 nucleotides long. Lineage: Eukaryota; Viridiplantae; Streptophyta; Magnoliopsida; Asterales; Asteraceae. The record is from the annotation of a GenBank genome assembly.